UGCGGUGGAGUUGGUCCUCCGGUAUCCCAGAAUGCGUCAGUGUCCGCGCUGGUAAGCCGCGCAUGCGCAAUCGCUCGGUCUCUUUUGGACCCGCAGCUCUUCUGCUACAAUGGCCAAGCGCACCAAGAAGGUGGGGAUUGUGGGGAAGUAUGGCACGCGUUACGGAGCGUCGCUGAGGAAGAUGGUGAAGAAGAUCGAGAUCAGCCAGCACGCCAAAUACACCUGCUCCUUCUGCGGCAAGACCAAGAUGAAGAGGAAGGCUGUAGGGAUCUGGCACUGUGGCUCCUGCAUGAAGACCGUAGCUGGAGGCGCCUGGACGUACAACACCACGUCAGCCGUCACGGUCAAAUCUGCCAUCAAGCGUCUGAGGGAGCUGAAGGACCAGUAGACCGUGUGUUCACAUCACCCUGCGGCUCGCUGGAACAUCCCAUAAUAAUAAACCUGAGUCUUGAGCCGGA
This is a messenger RNA of Carassius auratus (goldfish), 458 nucleotides long. RefSeq names its product 60S ribosomal protein L37a. The transcript has 4 exons. NCBI's taxonomy places the organism in Eukaryota, Metazoa, Chordata, Actinopteri, Cypriniformes, Cyprinidae. Gene Ontology annotation, biological process: translation. Gene Ontology annotation, molecular function: structural constituent of ribosome; large ribosomal subunit rRNA binding. Gene Ontology annotation, cellular component: cytosolic large ribosomal subunit; ribosome. The record is from RefSeq and is a predicted model, not a curated record. The coding region runs from base 110 to 388 and encodes 92 amino acids.